UUUAGCAUACUGUUUGUUUAUUUUGUGGUCAGUGUUGCAGUGCCGUUUCAAGAUUAUGGAGGACGGAGCUUCACACAGAUUUGCCGAUGUUGGAAAUAAACGAGAUGGCUGUAGAAAACUUCGUGUGGUUCACAUCUCCGACACGCACAUGGAACAUGACAACAUAGUCAACGAAAUCCCGCCCGGUGACGUCAUAGUUCAUUCCGGAGAUUUUAGCAAACGGAGAUUCAUGAAUUUCUUUUACAAUGACCAUAGUGACACAGAGAUGUUGAGGAAGGUUAAUUCAUUCUUUAAUCAAUUGCCUCACCGAUAUAAAAUAUUCGUGGCCGGAAAUCAUGAUACGUUUCUAACUCAAUAUUCUGCAGAAGAGAUUCAAAAGCGGUUACCGGAUGUGACGUACUUGCAAGAUUCGUCUGUUGUGUGUGAAGGAAUAAGGUUUUACGGAAGUCCAUGGACAAUAAAGUCAAAAAAGAUCAAGACGUCAAAGGCAUUUACGGUGGCUGACACCGUCCUUCGGGAGCGCUGGGGUGCCGUAGACAAGGACACUGAUGUUCUCAUUACCCAUACUCCUCCCUAUGGGGUGCUAGAUUACUCCCGCCAUCUUGGCGACUCGCCUCCCGAGUCUGUGUGUCAGUUCUGCGACAAGCUUCACCCCAGAGCGGGCCAUGCUGGAAGUUUUAGUCUCAGAGAAGCUGUUCUGCCAACUAUCAGACCCAAGGUUCAUCUGUUCGGACACCUGCACGGAUCAGCGGGACUCACGGAAUACGACGGAAUCACGUUUUCCAACGCGGCUUUUGCCUCAAAACAAAAAUUUAACGUUAUUGACAUUUACUCCUCUUGACGAAACACGGAACAAAACUAAAAUCAAAGUACUGAAGAACUGACGGGAGUUGAUUUUGUCGAUGUUUAUUUCUUUUAAAGUCAAUGAUAUGUUAUUUUGCAUGACAAGUACAUGUAGUUUCUAAUUUGUAUUUGAAUUACGCACAUUUUUAUAAUAUGAAUUUUUGGACUUUUUCGACAAGAAUGCCGAGUAACCCCCAUAUGAAUCAUGUUAAAUAAUAUUUAAAGAUAAAAUUAUAAUUCAAUCAAACUAUGUAUCAGUAAUAGAAAUAUUUCUCGAAAAUUGUAUGGAUCCAAGCAAUAUUGAACUCUAGUCUCGUUCAACCAAACGCUCGGCUGACACCGUAAAUCUCCGGCAAGCAAGAGAGAAUCUCUGUUUGAUUAACGGAGACAGCCGAGCGUCGAGUUGAACGAGACUAUAUUGAACUCUGGCGUAGGAAUACAUACGACUACAAAAAAUAUCUAAAUUGUUCGUACCAUUUAAAAUCUGACUAUUUUCAAUGGUUUUUAUAAAUAAGUUUCCUUGAAAAACAAUGUUUUAGCAUACAGUCAUGUACAUUACAUCGAAUUUAUCAAUUAUUUUCAAGAACUAAGUCUUGUCAGCAGCGAUGAAUUGUGCUGAGGUCCAAACACUGUUUCACUUUCGGUUUGUCCGGGUAACUGCAUAGGAGAGUUGAUUAAAAUCAACUCCCAAAAACGAUAAGAUUUUACACUUUAGUUGCAAUUCAAAUAUAUAUACUACGUUGAAUUAUCAGAUGAAUGAGUAUGUGUGUACUUUAAAUUAUGUGCAAGAAAUAUGUUAGAAUUACGUUUUAAGAAACUAUAUUUUUCUGGAAUAAAGCAAAGCUACUGAAAGAGAA
This is a messenger RNA of Magallana angulata, 1700 nucleotides long. RefSeq names its product UPF0046 protein K07C11.7-like. The coding region runs from base 56 to 841 and encodes 261 amino acids. Lineage: Eukaryota; Metazoa; Mollusca; Bivalvia; Ostreida; Ostreidae. The record is from RefSeq and is a predicted model, not a curated record. Gene Ontology annotation, molecular function: hydrolase activity. The transcript is spliced from 3 exons.